UGACACUUCCCACUUCCGACAAGAUGGCCGUAAUCGAAGGUCCACUUAGCAAGUGGACAAAUGUCAUGAAAGGAUGGCAAUACCGGUGGUUCGUUCUAGACGAGAGCUCUGGCAUAUUAUCAUAUUUCACUUCAAAAGAGAAGAUGAUGCGUGGAGCCAGACGAGGCUGUGUGAGACUCAAGGGAGCAGUAAUCGGAAUUGAUGAUGAAGAUGACAGUACAUUUACCAUAACAGUGGACCAGAAAACAUUCCAUUUUCAAGCUCGAGAUGCUGAUGAACGUGAAAAGUGGAUACAGGGCCUAGAGAAUGCAAUACUUCGACAUUCUCAUACCCACAAGAAACAUGAGCCAAAAACUGUCCCUACAGCUGCCGAUUUUGACAGAAAACUCGCCGAAACUGAUGCUUAUUUACAACUUUUAAUUGGCCAAGUACAGACGUUACAGACGAGGAUUGAUGCUUGUGAAGAUGUGGCUGCCAAAGAAAAGUAUAACGUGCUUAAAGUGACUGCUGAGGCAAUGAUAGAAGCUAUAAAGCAUGCCAUCAUGAUGCUGCAGAUAGCGAAGGAAAGUUUGAAGGGUCCAGUGAUGAAUGGGACAAUGCAUGAGCCAGUUCUCACCACAGGUGCUGAUUUUGACCAUUUCGGUCGGAGAGCAGGCCAGAGGGCUAAUUCACUUUAUAGUGGGAUUCCUGCCUCCCUGUCCGCAGAGAGCCUAGACCUCAACUCCUCUCUACCUCCGCCUGGCUCCUCUACCAGCACUCCUCUCACAGGGGGAGAUGAGGACCGUAGCAGUACAACUGUCCCUGAGACAUCCUACUCCAGCAGUGAGGACGAAGACUUCUUUGAUGCUGAGGACUUCAAGUCUACUCCAAAAACAAGCCCAGAUAAAUCAACAUCAUCGUCUUUGAUGACAACACCGAGCCCAGAAGGUGAGGAGGAAGAGAAGAGAGCCCCCCCACAGAUCAUCGCGUCUGAAGACGACUAUUUUGAUGAACUGUAUGAUGAACGAGAUACUGAGGAAUUGGGCUCCCUGGAGAGUCAUGGCAGUAUUAUAGCACACCUGUUAUCACAAGUGAGAAUUGGGAUGGAUCUUACCAAGGUUGUGUUGCCGACAUUCAUUCUGGAGAGGCGGUCACUACUCGAGAUGUACGCGGACUUCUUCGCUCACCCAGAUCUGUUUAUCAAAAUUCCUGACAUGGACACGCCUGGGGAGAGAAUGAUACAGUUGGUCCGCUGGUAUCUGUCAGCCUUCCACGCUGGCCGUAACAGCGACGUAGCAAAGAAACCUUACAACCCUAUUCUGGGAGAGACAUUCCUGUGUCACUGGAACAUGCCAGACUGGCCAAAAACUACGGACCUAGCAGACGAUGGUCCAGUUCCUUGGUCAUCUAAAGAAAACUUAGCAUUCAUAUCAGAACAGGUGUCCCAUCACCCGCCUAUUUCAGCAUUCUAUGCGGAACACUACAAUAAACGGAUUUCAUUGGAUGGAUACAUUUGGACAAAGUCCAAGUUUCUCGGGCUGUCNAUUGGUGUUCACAUGAUUGGACAAGCGGUCGUGUCCCUUAUCGACCAUGACGAGGAGUAUGUUAUCACCUUCCCCAACGGAUAUGGCAGGUCCAUCCUCACAGUGCCCUGGGUGGAGUUAGGAGGCAAAGUGACAAUUUCCUGUGCCAAAACAGGAUACUCGGCCAACGUAGAUUUCCAUACAAAGCCAUUCUAUGGAGGCAAGAAACACCAGAUCUCCGGGCACAUUUACUCACCGACGGACAAGAAGAAUGCAAUCGUGUCGAUUGAUGGUGAAUGGAAUGGAGUGAUGUAUGCCAAAUAUAGCUCUGGGAAAAACGAGGCAUUUGUGGACACAAAGAGGAUGGCCAUUGUGAAGAAACGGGUGAAACCAUUAGAUACUCAAUCAGAGUUUGAAUCUAGAAAGUUAUGGGAACAAGUUACCAGGUUUCUAAAGCAGAAAAAUGUAGAAGUUGCAACAGAAUUUAAACAUAAAUUGGAACAUCGCCAAAGAACAGAGGCCAAAGAAAGAAAGGAACAAGGACUGAAAGUGGAAACCAAGCAAUUCCAUGAAGUAGGCGAACAUUGGGUGUAUGACCGGCCGUUAUUGAAGCGACUUGGCAAGGGCACUCCUACUCGUACACCGACAGACACAUUGUAACCCUGGCAACCGUAACCUGGAAACCAACACCAACACUUCACUUCAAAACUGACUAGCUCACAGGACAAUCAAAACAAUCGUGCAACACUUACAAUUAGUUUUACGUUACGGUACUUUCAGAUUUUCUUAUCGCUAUGGACACAGUAGUGUUUCAAGACAUUUCACCUGUGUUAUGCCAGUAUGUGCUUCACCAUGUGCAACAACCAAACAACGUGCUAAAAUCAUGGCAAUGUGGAAAACUUGUGUAUUCAUGUAUUUAUUACUUUCUCAAAUAUAUUGUGUAAUGUUCGUAACCGAAGAAACACCUACAAUACUUGACUUCCAUUAGGAGUGCUACUAUGUACCUAGUCUAUAGUGUAAUGGCUCGUUGGGUGAGAUGUUAUGGCUUCCAUAGAAUUGGUGCAAUAGACAGAGGGCUGUUGAGAGGUGAUACAGAAUAUCGUAUGACAGCGGUACGUAGAUAAAGACAAUCUAAAAGUCUAUACAUUGUCAUAGAAAACAUAAAAGUAAAUUGUUGGUUAGUGUUUGUUGAUCCAUCGACACAAUACAAGGGUAAUUCAUACGGAUAUGAAAGCAGUGUUUGUGUUGUUCAUGAGGAGAUGAACAUUAUGUUAUCUAGGGUGAUUCAUAAGGAGAUGAACAUAGCGUUACCCAGCGUGAAUCGUACAGAAAUGAGUGUGAUACUACUACUGAGUUUGAUACAGGAACAGAUAAAGAUACUGUUACUUUGUGCAAUUCAUAAGAUGAAAGUAACGCUACCUUGCUUGAUUUAUCAGGUGAUGAAUGUAAUAUUACAUAGUAUGAUUAAUGAGAUUGUGAACGUAAUGUUAGCUGGUGUAAUUAUAAGGAAAUGAAUGUAAAUGGGAGGUUCAUGUUUGUUGAACUAUCUAACACAACACCACCACUGUUGUGUGCUGUGAAUAUGAAAACAAUGUUAGUGUGAUUCAUUGGGAGAUAAAUGUAAUGCUACCUACUAAGAUUCAUAAGGAGAUGAACGUUAUGUGAUAAAAGUAUUAUUGAUAAGGAGAUAAAAGUAAUGUUACCCAGUGUGAUUCAUAAGGAGAUGAACGAAAUUUUUCUUACUGUGAUUCAUAAGGAGAUGAAAGUAAUGUUUAUUAGAAUAAUAAAUGAUGUAACAGUGUAUAUCAUAAUGAAAGUAUUUGAUACUACACUAACAAAUAUGUAACUUUUUUUUUAUUAGAUCAUCUCUCAAAUUACAAAUUUUGGUAACUGAUGAUUCAAUUUAGAUUUUAGGUGUUUCAGUUGUUACCUACCAUAAACAAAUUCCUAAAGAAAUCAUGAAAUUUAAGAUGUUCUUUUCUUUAAUCUGUUUGGUGAUACAUAUUUUGAGUAACAAACUUCGGUUUUAUUAAUUAAUGAUAUGAUUAACAUUCUUUAUGUCAUGAAUUGCUUGUGAAUUCAAAUUGAAAGUUUCAUACAAAAUUGUCACAUGUUAAUGAAAGAUGUUGUGUUUAUUUGCAGAAAAUAUAUUGUGCAUGUACCUCAUGUACAUGUGUUGAUACCGGAAAAUGGGAACACGUUUUUUACAUUAAUUAUGGUUUUAUCUAUUUAUAGAUAUCGGUAAUUGUGAAGAUUAAUAGAUAUCAGAUAACUGUUAAGUAUUAGUGGUGGAUAAGGAAAAUGUUAUGGAGCCUUUGUUGUCACUGUUUCCAGAUCGCAAAAUGUGCAGAAACAUAGGUUUUAACCCUUUCACCCCUACUAGGUAACUUUAGUAGAAUCUACCAUACAUUUAUCUUCUUUAUCUUCUCGCCAUAAACUUAGUAAUUGAUUACUGAAUGACCGCCCACAGGCACUUGCAUUUUCUAAGGCUUCGUUCUAAGAGUCAGCAUCCAUUCAGCUGUUGUAUCUAGAAGGGGUUGAGAAUUGAAGGUUUAAUUAUUUAGCAAUGCCUUCGGACAAGAUAGACUAGUGUGCUGAUGAGAUCAAGAAAGAGAGCUCGGAGACAUUAAAUUCUCAGUUUGCUUCGUAAGUCAGUUAAGGUGAGUAUGUGUUGUAAGUAUCAAAUAGCUUAAAAUAUGCCCUGAAAUAUACUUUCUGUCUUAGAAGCUUAGAUUUUUAAACAUGAUAUGGCCUCGGAAAUGGGUCUUGGAAUAAACUACUGAUGGCCAGGCUGAAUAGAGUUCUUCGACAGUAUUACAGUUGUUCGCUGGCAACACACUUUCUGUAUGGACACUUGCAAUUUUAAAUUUGGUGUUUUAGAAUUCCAAUGUCAACAAAUAAUUUUCCCUGAUGGCGUUUUGACAAAGCUAUAUAAUAUAUACAAUGAUAUACAUAAAUAUUUCAUAAAGCGUCAUGUUUGCUUCCCCCUCCCGAAAUAGAAUGUAUAAAAGGUCAUCCUUCAAGGACUCUCUUGUCAUUUACAUGCAUUGUUGUGUAAGGCCACUGUCUAUCUGCUUUCCAAUUGAUUCUGUACCACAGUAUGUAGGUAUCAUCUAUCAACUGAAAUGUGAAUUAUUGACAUCAUCUGAGAAGUUUGUCAGAUGUCUGUAACGGCAAUUUGUAACUGUUUCAUUUUAAGAUUUGAAAGAAUUAUGCUUAGCCUGAAUGGUCUGUGUGAAAGGCAUUGCUUAAUUCUCUAUGGUGAGCAAUAGAUGGAGAUAAUAUAUAUAUAUAUGUAUUAUUUAGAAGAUUGUAAGGAUGACAUUUUCCCGUAUAAAUGUGCUGUGUUAAAAAGUGCUGGGAACGCUGUACUAUAUACUUGCAUAAACUCACUACAUGUAAAGAUCUGCACGUGUACCUUACGAUUCAAUACUAACUGUGAUUCACAAAUUAAAAGGAUUAUUUUUAAAUUU
Mizuhopecten yessoensis (Yesso scallop) is the source of this 4975-nucleotide messenger RNA. Its product is annotated as oxysterol-binding protein-related protein 9-like. NCBI's taxonomy places the organism in Eukaryota, Metazoa, Mollusca, Bivalvia, Pectinida, Pectinidae. The record is from RefSeq and is a predicted model, not a curated record. Gene Ontology annotation, molecular function: sterol binding. The coding region runs from base 24 to 2162 and encodes 712 amino acids. Gene Ontology annotation, cellular component: intracellular membrane-bounded organelle; cytosol; membrane. The transcript is spliced from 22 exons.